Molecule: messenger RNA, 361 nt
Organism: Macaca mulatta (Rhesus monkey)
Lineage: Eukaryota; Metazoa; Chordata; Mammalia; Primates; Cercopithecidae
Source: RefSeq, a predicted model, not a curated record
AUGGGUAAUGUUGAGAAAGGCAAGAAGAUUUUUACUAUGAAGUGUUCCCAGUGCCACACCGUUGAAAAGGGAGGCAAACACAAGACUGGGCCAAAUCUCCAUGGUCUCUUCGGGCGGAAGACAGUUCAGGCCCCUGGAUACUCUUACACAGCCGCCAAUAAGAACAAAGGCAUCACCUGGGGAGAGGAUACACUGAUGGAGUAUUUGGAGAAUCCCAAGAAGUGCCUCCCUGGAACAAAAAUGAUCUUUGUCGGCAUUAAGAAGAAGGAAGAAAGGGCAGACUUGAUAGCUUAUCUCAAAAAAGCUACUAAUGAGUAAUAAUUGGCCACUGCCUUAUUUAUUACAAAACAAAUGUCUCAUG